Hermetia illucens (black soldier fly) is the source of this 2004-nucleotide messenger RNA. RefSeq lists its product as uncharacterized. The record is from RefSeq and is a predicted model, not a curated record. Lineage: Eukaryota; Metazoa; Arthropoda; Insecta; Diptera; Stratiomyidae. The transcript has 4 exons. Bases 79 to 663 code for a protein of 194 amino acids.
GAUGCAGAGCUGAAGUCUCAAGCUUUGUCUUAGAACAUAAGUUGCUGCUGCUAGUUUCGUAGUGAUUCUCCCCCAAAGAUGACUUUAAUACAAAGAGUGUGCUUAAUAUUGUUUGUUCUCUGUUUACUUAAAUAUAGUUUUAGCGUGCACAAUAAACACCCAGUGUUAUUUUCAAAGUUAGCAACAUGCCAAGAGUUCUCUUUGGAAGCGGAUAAAUGUCUUCACUUUUUCCCUUUUGAGAAAAUUAAAAACUACAAAUCAAAGGAGAACAAAAUCCACUUGAAGUUGUAUGUGAUGGCCUCAAUGGACGCAAACAUUGUACUCACAAAUGGUUACGGAGAAGGAACUGUUCGUUACACAGCUGUUAUUGGAGGUGUGGGGAAUACCUAUUCUUGGUUAAGAAACACAAGUGAUACAACCGUAGGCUUAGACAGUCAUUUGCCUAAUAUUCUGUCCCCACUUUGGCCCACCCCAAUCAUUAUCGAACAGAAACAUGAUGGAAGGUUGGAUGUAUCAAUACCCGAAGUAGCAGAGCCACUUCUGACGACUGACGCGUCCGAUUUGACGAAUGUCCAAUCUUUUUGCCUAUAUGCAUGGAGGAAUCCUUGUCGAUGGUUCUUUAACUGUACUGAGAUUGAAGAUGAUCUCUUAGAUGACUUUUAGAUGCGAGUGUGCUGAGUAGAAGCGAUGGUUAAGAAAUUAAAGCAAAUCUUAUUUAAAUAUCCUAAAUACCAAUUUACCAUUUCGAAAUCAAAAUAUUUUCAAUCAUUUACUGAAACUAAGCAAUAGAUCACAUCAGUCAAACUGAACAGAAAACUAAUGUAGCCAACAAAGAUAGAUUCCUAGUUAAGGUACGACGAAUCAACUGUCAUUGUUGGUUAGGUUUUUUGUUUCCCUAGAUCCGGGUGUUUCAUCCAUCUCGUUGAGUAGAUGAUUAAGCCAUAAGAUUGUCACGUCACCCUUUGUUUUCAUGUGCUCAUUACCAUAUUCGUCGACGAGUGGUUCAUUUACAUGUGAAAGUAGCUGUAUAGUUCCUCUGAUUAUAAUUUCCAUGGCCAGACUGCUUAUUCUUAAGUGGAAAGGACCCUCAACCGCUAAAUCAAGUGUUAAAAAUUGCUCCCCACAGCGUCUGGACACGAAAUCUAAUUAUAAUAAUAUAAUAAUCGUUGGUGCAACAAUCCGUAUUGGAUUAGGGCCUUGAAGUGUGUUAGAGCACUUCAUUCAAGACCAAAACGGUACAAUACAGUCCGCAGUAGGAGGCAAUAUGGUCAGCAUUGCGCUCGCCCGAGAUUAUUACCCUGAUUUGACUCAGGUACUCAUUCACGGCUGAGUCGACUGUUACCGAAAUCCAGUCCCUCUGCUGUCAUUGAGAUUUGAACCGCGACCUUCCGCUACGACAGCCCAAUGCUCUAACCUUUGAAGCCACCCGAACACAAAAGAAAUAAGCUUGCGAAAACCAAAAUAAAGUUUUUAAUUUGAGAAGUAUUGAGGGUUAGUUAUAUGCAGAUUCAUUCAUUCAUUCAUUACAUAGUAACCCUGCCGUUCCUUCAUUGCAUGCGAUCCUAUGAACGACGCAUUGGAGAAUGAAAUUGAGGAUCCUACGAACUGCUAAUUAAAGCUCUUCGACGAGCUGGAGAUCAGGCGAUUUGAAUGCUGCUGCAAGGAGAUCGAACAGAACAACCUCGAAUCUCGAACCCUACUACCUUAUAUACCGAAGAGAAUAGGCACACCGGAUACCAUAGGACCGAAACCCCUCCUUGACGAAAAACAACGUUGAAACAGAAGCGUGCUGAAUUAUAUCGUCUUCUGAAGAUCUCAGAAAGAGACAACAAGCGACACUUCAUGGAACUACUGAGAAAACUACAAUACCGAAAAAUGGCACUGUCGAAAAAAAUGAUAUUAAGGCAGCGAUAUUUACAAUAGUCAUAAUAUAAUAAUAUGCUAUGAUAGUAUUGUAAUAAUAAAUAUGUCGUUAAAAGGUUAAAUAGACAGCGUUAUGUUUAA